Zingiber officinale is the source of this 1835-nucleotide messenger RNA. Its product is annotated as probable UDP-arabinose 4-epimerase 2. The transcript is spliced from 11 exons. Gene Ontology annotation, biological process: beta-D-galactose catabolic process via UDP-galactose, Leloir pathway. Gene Ontology annotation, molecular function: UDP-glucose 4-epimerase activity. NCBI's taxonomy places the organism in Eukaryota, Viridiplantae, Streptophyta, Magnoliopsida, Zingiberales, Zingiberaceae. Gene Ontology annotation, cellular component: cytosol. The coding region runs from base 319 to 1590 and encodes 423 amino acids. The record is from RefSeq and is a predicted model, not a curated record.
CAAACUAGCUCAUGGAAAAGGCGAAGGGCCACGGCAAAUUUUGGGAAAAAUUCCGCACUUUCUUCGAUCGCCUCCAAAAGUCCACUGCGAUUCGGUCCAAGUUUCUCCACUACAUCGCAUGCUUCUCGCUUUCUCUUCCCUUCGCCGCCCACAUCCUGCGCCUCCCGGUACGUGUCUCCUCACCGUCACCGGACGAUUCUGUUCUAUCGCGAUUAUUCCGACGGAGCUCUAUGCAUCUGGUUUGCAAUUGGCGGCUAAGAUCAUUUGACGGUAGAGAGUUGUUUUACCCUAAUUUCCAUCUGAUUCUAGUAGCCUGAUAUGAAGGAUCUCCCUCACAUGCUACCUGCUAAUAGAAGUCGCAGUCAGCCCAGGGCUAGUAGACCUUGGCCUCUAUCAGGCAUGGACAACUCAGAGUCACGCCGCAGGUCACAGAUUAUUGGAAAACUUGCAAUGGCAUUCAUGCUUACAGCCUUAUGCAUACUGAUCUUAAAGCAGUCCCCAAGUUUUAGUGGCCCCAGCGUGUUUUCUCGUCAUGAGUCUGGAGUGACUCAUGUCUUAGUGACUGGAGGUGCUGGCUAUAUUGGUUCUCAUGCUGCACUUCGGCUUUUGAAAGACAAUUACAGGGUCACCAUAGUGGAUAACCUUUCCAGAGGAAAUCUUGGAGCAAUUAAAGUUCUUCAGCAGCUGUUUCCGGAACCUGGAAGGCUUCAAUUCAUUUAUGCUGAUUUAGGAGAUGCCAGAGCUGUCAACAAUAUUUUUGAAAAAAAUGCAUUUGAUGCUGUUAUGCACUUCGCUGCAGUUGCUUAUGUGGGAGAAAGCACACUCGAACCUCUUAGGUACUAUCAUAAUAUCACAUCAAAUACUUUGGUAAUUCUGGAAGCCAUGGCAGCACAUGGUGUUAAAACUCUUAUUUACUCAAGUACAUGUGCAACUUAUGGGGAACCGGAAAAAAUGCCUAUUACAGAAGUAACUCCUCAGCAUCCUAUCAACCCAUAUGGGAAGGCCAAAAAGAUGGCGGAGGAUAUUAUUUUGGACUUCUCAAAGAGAUCAGACAUGGCAGUCAUGAUCUUAAGAUAUUUCAAUGUUAUUGGAUCAGAUCCUGAAGGAAGGUUAGGUGAAGCUCCAAGACCUGAGUUACGCGAGCACGGGCGUAUAUCCGGUGCUUGCUUUGAUGCAGCACUGGGUAUCAUACCUGGUCUGAAGGUUAAAGGAGUAGACUAUGCUACAAGUGAUGGAACCUGUAUCAGAGAUUAUAUCGACGUUACUGAUCUCGUUGAUGCUCAUGUGAAAGCCCUCGACAAGGCAAGGCCUAGCAAAGUCGGCAUAUAUAACGUUGGUACCGGAAAAGGUAGGUCCGUGAAGGAAUUUGUCGAGGCCUGCAAAAAGGCAACUGGGGUGAGCAUCAAAGUCGACUACCUCGAGCGCAGACCUGGAGACUAUGCUGAAGUUUACAGUGACCCGUCAAAAAUCAACCGCGAGCUCAACUGGAGUGCCCGCUACACUGACCUUCAGGAGAGUCUUUCGAUCGCUUGGAAGUGGCAGAAGUCACAUCCAAAUCGUUAUGAGUCGGAAGCAGCCGUGGCUCUCUGAUCGGGUCGUUUCGAUCUUUAACUUAUCUGUACAAUACUUCAUAAAGAUGAGCUUUUCGCUGCUAGCCAACUUUUGGUGCUCAUUGAGAAUGGAUUCAGAGUAUAUAUAUAAACAAAAAGCUGUUAUCUUACCAUAGUGAAGAUAGGAAAAGAUAACUAAAGAUUGAAGCUGAUGAUAAUUGAAUUCAUUCAUCAAUUUGGCAUAUACUAUUCUUUACUUAUUAUAAAUGUCAUUUUUAUUCUUUU